GGUGUACUAGUGUGGAAACGAGGUCAGUAGCGUCCCUUAUUUGCGGUUGUCAAUGAGAGAAGACUGGUCGUAUCUUAAAACUUUUUUGACGUUCGUAUUAGAUAGAUCUACAAACAGUUUUACCUAGGCCUUGUUAUUAAAACAUAUUUUUGAUUUUAAAAAAAUGGAAGAUCAAAAGGUUAUUUUGGUUACUGGUGGAACUGGGUUAGUUGGUAGAGGUAUUAGAGCAGCUAUGGAGAGAGAAGGAAAGAGGAGUGAUGAAGAAUGGCACUUUGUUUCUUCAAAAGAUGCAGACCUUACAGACAGAGCUGCUACAGAAGCCUUGUUUGAUAAGAUUAAACCAACUCAUGUGAUACACCUUGCUGCAAUGGUUGGGGGGCUCUUUAGAAAUCUGAAAUAUAACCUAGAUUUUUUUAGAAUAAAUUCCCAAAUCAAUGACAAUGUUCUAAGCAUUAGUCACCAAAAGGGUGUUAAGAAAGUUGUGUCUUGUCUGUCAACCUGUAUUUUCCCAGACAAAACAACUUACCCAAUUGAUGAAACUAUGGUACACAAUGGUCCCCCACAUGACAGUAAUUUUGGAUAUUCUUUUGCUAAACGUAUGAUUGAUGUACAAAACAAGGGCUAUCACAUGCAGCAUGGUUGUAACUUCACUUCAGUCAUCCCCACCAAUGUUUUUGGAGCGUAUGACAACUUCAACCUUGAAGAUGGGCAUGUCUUGCCUGGUCUAAUACGCAAAGUUCAUGAAGCUAAAAGCAACAACACACCUUUUGUUAUUUGGGGCACUGGGUCACCUCGACGACAAUUUAUUUAUUCCCUUGAUCUUGGACGUCUAUUUCUGUGGGUCCUUAGAGAAUAUAAGGAAGUAGCUCCAAUUAUACUUUCAGUUGGAGAGGAAGAUGAAAUAUCCAUUAAAGAAGCAGCAGACUUGGUUGUUGAAGCUAUGGGCUUCACAGGAGAGGUUAUUCUGGAUACAACCAAAUCAGAUGGGCAAUUUAAAAAAACGGCUAGCAAUGCCAAGCUAAGAAAAUAUUUGCCUGAUUUUAAAUUUACUCCAAUCAAACAAGCAAUCAAGGAAACAUGUGACUGGUACAUGGCUAAUGUUGGUACAGCUCGCCACUAAAUUUUACAGACUGUUUGCAGUGGUUGAUUAAUUCCAACUUGAAUUACAGUUUCAUUCUUUCAAUGAUAGCUGUUUUAUCAAUAACUGGCUACACUACAUCAGUCUAAAAUGUUAACCCUUAUUGGCAUAGGAAUUAAAGAUGGGUAUAUAGUAUAUUAAAAAUAAAAUGUGAUUAUUGCUAAACCUGUUUGUACUAAUGCCACUUAUGAAAUAAUUUAAGCAAUGCUGAUGUACCCUAGAAGAAAAAGAAACCCAACUUUAGUAUGUGAUAAUUUAUUCACAUGUAUAAUUUGCAACUUUUUUUCCUGUUUUCUCCAAGACUUACAUAAAAAAGUAUUAUAAAACUCAUCUUUUUCUCUGCCAGUAAAGGGUUUAUAGACAUUCAUUGAAAAUAGAAACUGCCUUUUUUGUUUUAAGCUUGCUAUAUUUUUUUAAACGCCUUUAAUAGUUACUGUCUGUCUGCAUUGUUAAAAUUAUAUAAUUAGUAGAUAUAAAAAUGUAUAUUUAUAAGGAUUAUUAAUUUUUAAGUAAAGUUAUGAUUUUGUUGUUUAAAAAAUAAACGUUAAUCCUUUUAUAAAUAUAGAUUAAAUAUCUAUUCUGCAGUUUGUCUAAAAAAUGCUUAGCUUGAAGAUAUUAUGUUUGAAGGAUUUUUAUAUUAUUUUCUCAUUUAAUUUAUAUUUCCAUAUUAUUUUGUGUUGAUAAUAUGUAUUACAAACUACACCAUAUAUUUUCUGGUAUCCAUUAAUUUCAUUGUUUCAUGCAAUCAUUACAGUAAUUUUUUUCAUAGUGACUAAUCCACAUUAAUGUGCUUUGCUCAAAAAAGUAUACCCAAUAUUGGGCUUAUUAUUUGUGAUACAUGGAAGCAAAUUUUUUUUUUUUUUGUUAUGGUUAUUCAGAUGUUUUGUAAAAGUUGUUCAUAGGAUAUGCAAUAGUUUGUUUUGAUGCAGUUCCAAGUAUUUGGCAUUUCAUAACUUCAAAAAAAAAUCUGCAAAUUGUUCAGUUCUAUUUUGCAGUUGGUGUAUUUGUUAUUGGGAUGUACAUACUUUUGAUGUGAUCUUAUGAUGGGUUAUAUAUUUUUAUACAAUUAUUUGGGUAAAUAAACUAGUGACAAUAUAAA
Messenger RNA from Physella acuta, 2237 nucleotides. Its product is annotated as GDP-L-fucose synthase. Gene Ontology annotation, biological process: nucleotide-sugar biosynthetic process. The record is from RefSeq and is a predicted model, not a curated record. Gene Ontology annotation, molecular function: GDP-L-fucose synthase activity. NCBI's taxonomy places the organism in Eukaryota, Metazoa, Mollusca, Gastropoda, Physidae.